Messenger RNA from Impatiens glandulifera, 3659 nucleotides. RefSeq lists its product as uncharacterized. Gene Ontology annotation, cellular component: cytoplasm. The record is from RefSeq and is a predicted model, not a curated record. Lineage: Eukaryota; Viridiplantae; Streptophyta; Magnoliopsida; Ericales; Balsaminaceae. The transcript has 10 exons. Gene Ontology annotation, molecular function: ATP binding; protein binding; protein kinase activity. Gene Ontology annotation, biological process: signal transduction; protein phosphorylation. Bases 383 to 3538 code for a protein of 1051 amino acids.
GCUUGAAAUCUCUCUAACCGGGGAUUCAGCAAUCAUCACUAUAAUGGCGAAUUUGUAUUUAUCAAUGGAAUCAUCAUAGAGGAGAUAGCUGAAGGAGACGAAAAUGAGUGAGACGAAAGUGAGAGAGCAGAGGUGUUGCAGCCGUCGUUAUCUCCGCCCUGCAAAAAGUGCCAAGCUUGCAGAAAUUUCAGAAAAAUAUAUGUGGAAUCCCUAUUAGGCGCCAGAGAGAGUAGAACAAUAAUAUUAUUGAGUUCUCUUUCACUCUGAUUUCUCAUCUGAGAGAUAAUGGAGGAUGCAUGUGCUCUUGUCUCGACCAAAUGUAUGCCACUUUUCGAGAAUUGAAGUUGACAUACGAAGGAAGGUAAAUUGAUAACACUACAUAAUGGAUCGGCCAAAAGUUCGUGGCCCGCUUCCUUAUGAAUUGGCAAAGCCUUGGAAAGAGAACAAUGAGGCUACAUCAAGGGGGUUCAUGCUAAGCCAUCCAAAUUGUACUGAUCCCAGUAAGAAACCUCAGGAGUUAAGUUUUCAAGAGGCUAAACCAAUACUUAAUUAUUCAAUCCAGACAGGUGAGGAAUUUGCACUUGAGUUUAUGGACCAUGUGAAUCCUAGGAAACCAUCUGUUUCAAACACACCUUAUUCUCAUGGAUCUGUCCAACCAGCUCCACAUACAUCAUCAGACUACGGAGCAUUUGAUAGUUCAUCAAGGAAGAUUAAGGUCUUAUGCAGUUUUGGUGGUCGAAUUCUUCCUCGGCCAAGUGAUGGUAAACUUAGGUAUGUCGGGGGUGAAACCCAUAUUUUCUCUAUAAAAAAUAACAUAAAUUGGCAGAAGCUUUGGAAGAAAGUCAUAGCUAUUUAUAGCCACACUCAUGUAAUUAAGUAUCAGCUUCCUGGGGAGGAUCUUGAUGCAUUAGUAUCUAUCUCUUAUGAUGAGGAUAUUCAGAAUAUGAUGGAGGAAUGUCACAUCUUAGGCUAUGGAGAAGGGUCAAAGAAACUAAGAAUGUUUUUAUUUUCCAUGACUGAUCUAGAUGAUGCUCAUUUUAGUUUGGGGAGCAGUAAUGCUGAUUCUGAGAUUCAAUAUGUUGUUGCUGUCAAUUCCUUGGAUACAGGAUCAUUGAAUAACAUGAACUUGCAUGGAAUGAAAAGCACUUCAGGCAAUAAACUAGAUAAUGAGCCUCAUGCUGAUUAUAUUCUUUUCACUAUGGGGCAUGUUCCACUGCCCUCUCAAGGAGAACUGAUUAUGUCCAGAGUGAAGAGUGAUGGUUCAAUCCUGCAGGAGUUUGGAAAUUAUUUCACACAACCUUCUGUAAAUAGUUUUGUCUUGCAGGCAGAGGCUGUUGAUGGAAAACUCAAAGAUCCUUUUCCUCUAUUCCAAGAACUAGAAGGAGAAUUCUCAUUGUCAUCAAAGAAUGAGGAAACACACCAUGUUCCUGUAAGAAUAUCUUCAUCUUUUGCCAAUUUCAAUGAAUAUCAGGUUCUUCAAUCUCGUGACAAUUCAUGCAAGGCUUAUAAUGGUGUGCUUACUUCUGGAUGUGCCAACUCUGUCUCUGACCCUCUAGAUUUGAGUUACCUUGAAUCAGUACUUCCUCGGAGGACCUUUUACUCUGAGAGGAUCCCUCGUGAGCAGUCAGAUUUACUAAUCAGGUUAUCAAAGUCGGAUGAUUCAUUUGGUUCUCAAUUGCUAUCUGGCCAUCCACAUUCUGGGUCAACAACAAAAGAUUUUAGUUCUGAUCCAGUUCAAAAGUUGCAGAAUGAAAAUCUCCUUCACCCUGAUCAGCUUAUCUUGUCUCAAAAUCCAACUUCAGUAGAUCCACAUGUUUUAAAUGAUGAAAUUAUGCAGCCCCCGUCAUUGAAACAUGUGUUUUCAGAUACUGUUGUUAAAGAUCCUAUAGAUGAGGGUAGAAAGCAUAGACCUUACAAUGAAGCAACAUUUUAUAAGGAUAUGAAGAAGGAUCUCUUGGUUAAUGGAAGAACUGAAGUUGGAAGUCAAGGAACCAUUUCUGUGAACCAAUUGGGUCUUAUAAAGUACCAUGAAGAUACUUUGCAUGGUAUCCCUGACAAGACUGAGGACAAUGCAAUUGAUAACUUUAAAGGAGGUUCUCAACCAUCUUCCUGGAUGGAAAGCUCAACCAAGGAUGCUUAUCAAGGGGAUCCCAUGUCUGGGGAUUCCAAACCAGAACACGGAGAUAUCCUUAUUGAUAUCAAUGAUCGAUUCCCACUGGAUUUCCUUUCUGAUAUAUUCUCAAAGUCACUUCUUUCAGAUGAUGACUUCCCUAGCAUUAAUAAAUUGCAGCGGAAUGGAUCAGGUUUGAGCUUGAACAUAAAAAAUCAGGAUCCUAAACAUUGGUCAUUUUUCCAGAAAUUAGCUGGAGCCGGAUUUGCUCAGGGGGAUAUGUCUCUUAUUGACCAAGAUCAUUUUGGUUAUUCAUCGGGACUGCCAAAUGUUGCUGAAGAAGUUUCUCUUACUAAUGAUUUUUCACAAUUUACAACAGAUAUUCAAUUAAGCCAUGUGGAUUCCAAAAUCAACUAUGGUGGAGAAGAAGAUCACCAAGAAUUGAAUGGUGCAUCGUUAGAGAAUCUUACUCUGGUGUCAAACUACAAUCCUUCCCAGGAUGAGAUCAGGAGUGUUGGCCCACCUCCCUUAAACCCAUCUUUGGGAGAGAUUGAUAUCAGUACCUUGCAGAUUAUAAAUAAUGGAGAUCUUGAAGAACUUAAAGAACUUGGCUCUGGUACAUUUGGGACUGUAUAUCAUGGUAAAUGGAGAGGAACAGAUGUUGCCAUUAAGAGAAUAAAGAAGAGCUGCUUUACUGCUCGAUUGUCAGAGCAAGAGCGAUUGACUGUAGAGUUCUGGCGGGAGGCUGAUAUUUUGUCAAAGCUUCACCAUCCGAAUGUUGUGGCAUUUUAUGGUGUGGUGCAAAAUGGACCCGGGGGAACACUUGCUACAGUGACAGAGUAUAUGGUUGAUGGUUCUUUGAGACAUGUCUUGCUUCACAAGGACAGGCAUCUUGAUCGACGUAGAAGGCUCAUAAUUGCCAUGGAUGCAGCAUUUGGUAUGGAGUAUCUGCAUUCAAAAAACAUUGUGCACUUUGAUCUGAAGUGUGACAACCUUCUUGUCGAUUUGAUAGAUCCUUCACGUCCCAUUUGCAAGGUUGGUGAUUUUGGACUGUCAAAGAUCAAAAGGAAUACUUUGGUUUCUGGUGGAGUUAGGGGAACUCUUCCAUGGAUGGCUCCAGAGCUAUUGAAUGGGAGCAGCAAUAAGGUUUCUGAAAAGGUUGACGUGUUUUCAUUUGGUAUUGUUCUAUGGGAAAUUCUCACUGUAGAGGAGCCUUAUGCAAAUAUGCAUUAUGGUGCUAUUAUAGGAGGCAUUGUUAACAACACAUUGAGGCCAAGCAUUCCAAGCUAUUGUGACCUGGAAUGGAGAGAGUUGAUGGAGCAGUGUUGGGCUCCAAGCCCACCAGCCAGGCCAUCCUUCACCGAAAUUGCUAGUCGAUUACGAGUAAUGUCCAAAGAACAGCUUCACAAGGCAUGUCAACCUACGUAGUGGGGAUCCUGUUAUGAUCAAUUUUUUUUUUGUUGGUUUUAUACAAUUAUACAUCAUACCGGAUUUGUACUAUAAACAUUACAAAUUGAAAGUUACCACGCAAUUAAAUAUGAUUAUAGAA